AGAAACCAGGGUCAGAGUAUAUUUCUCUUUCACUUGUCAUGUCAGUUCAAGCUUAAAUGUGUAAUUUCACUUGAAGCAUUAAUUUCCCACUCGACUAUAUUACAGUAUAUUUAUGACAAUAAUGAGUACAUUUUAUAAAAUUAUCUUUUUAAAGUGUAUUUAUAAUAUGUCUUUACAGUGCAAGUACUUUUAAGAAAAUAAGCACAGAAAGUAUCACGACCAUGCUGGUAGGACUAGAUGAAUCAACCUGAAAUGGAUUGGCAAAUCCAUCAAACAGAUCUCCGAUCACGAUUCAAACAAGUGUUCAUCCAUAGCCAUUGGACUGAUUGUGCGUUCAGAGUGGGAAAUGAAGAGACUGAGAUUAUAAGAGGUCAUAAAGUGGUCUUGGCUGCGAGUUCACCAGUAUUUGAAGCGUUAUUCUAUGGAACUCUGGCUGAAAAGAAAGAGAUCAUAGAUAUACCUGACCUGGAACCUGACACAUUUAGCCUUCUCCUCAAGUAUAUGUACUAUGACAGCACAGAGCUGGACAGUAUAGAGGUGGCAGGUCAGCUGUUAUAUGCCGCUAGGAAGUACAUGAUGCCACACCUGGUACGGGCCUGUCUGGAUUACCUGUUAGAACAGACAUGUAUCAACACGCUGUGGCAGGUGCUUGCUAUAGCGGAGGACAUGCACGAGGAUGAGCUGCUCGCCUCCUGUCUUAAGGUUAUGUGCCAGUAUCCAGGGGAGAUGUGGGUGAACAAUCAUGAACACAUGGGCCUAGGAACUCUUAGCAAUCUAUUAGACCAGCCAUCCACCAACCUGUUGGAGGUAGAGCUCUGGGAACUGAUGGUCAGAUGGGCCAGAGAUCAGUGUCUGCGGCGCACUCUGGCACCGUCCCCGACCAACCAGCGUGCCUUAAUCACUCAGGCAGGAUUGUUAGGCAAGAUACGCUUUCUCACCCUGACAUUGGCCGAGCUUACAGAGAUGGUGGAGCCAACAGGGUUGCUGAGCCAGGAGGAGAUGAGAGUUCUACGUCAGACCAUCAACAAAUCCAGUUCACCCUCCGCCCUGCCGAGUGGUUUCAACUCCACACGGGAGAUGAGGAAACGUUUCAUGUCGAUCUCCAGUCGGUGCACAAGACACUGUUUGACCAAGAGGAAAAAGUACACUUACGGAGGGACAGUGAUGUCCACAGUGAGUGUGGAUAGCCGGAUCUUGGUUACCGGAUUUGAAGUGUUCACAAGAAUCGCGACCUCUUCCGAUUACAUCAUGGGCCACGGCUGUGUGAGCCACUAUGUGGAAAAUCUAGUCGUGACUUUGAGUGAUUCAGAAGGAAAUGUGAUCGACAAAACCAAAGUGAGCGGAGUUGUAGCUUUCUUCAAUGUGACUCAAGAGGUCAACUUGUCACGACCUGUGUGGUUUUUACCCCAACACGAGUACACUGUGACAUUUGAGCUUUCCCCGGGCCAGUACCCACUCAGCGAUUUGGCUUCCAUAGCCUUCUCCAAAUCCGUGUGUUUCCGCUUCAGACAGUGUAAACAGUGUGAUGAGAUCAACAGUGACCUGGAUGUUAGCUUUAUAAAUAGUGUUAUAUUUAAUGUGUGAGCAAAACUGUGUUAUCGAAUAUAGGUAUAAGAGGUGAGAAGAUUAAUAUAAAUAUUUGUUAAAAUUUCAGAUUGUUUAAGAGGAACAAUUGUUUAGGUAAGUUCUGUUAAUUAUUUCACGUUCAAAGUUUUAUUACAAAUAAAUUUAAUUUAAUACUGUUCAUAACAGUGCUGAUCAUUUAAGAUUGAUUCGGCCAAAGGUUAUUUUUAACUAUUAAUUUUUAUCUUGAGAAGAUACUAUUCACAAGAACGCUGCGGCAAAUGUUCUUGUACAUACCCUGGCCAUUAGUACUCUUCCAGUUGCCGACUGUUAUAAAUUUUUAAGGUCUGGCUCGUUAUCUCAGGAAAAACAUUAUAACCAUCCAGUAUUAUCUACAUUUUUAGAUAGUAAGACAUUUCAGCAAAGCUGACACUUACUUCUAAGCAAUGGUAUCCAGUGGAUAAAAUAUCAGGGAAAAUAGCAAUGUUUUCUGUACUUUUACAGGGUAAACUUACUUAACUCUGGAACUGAUAUGGUUAAGUUUCAAAUUAUCAUAACGACUUAAAUAUUUGUAUUAUACACGUUAAAGAAUUAAUAAAACAUUCAUGUUGAACAUAAGCAGUAUAAUAAAUAAUUUGAGUCAUUCUGAACAAGAAAAUAUUGCAUUGGGGGCAAUAUUUUGUUAUGUUGGAAAUAUCAAGGUACAGUGUACAUAACCUUUCCUCUAAUUACUGGUAUGUAGCACUUGAAUCUUUUUCAGCCAGUAAAAUAGCAAAAACACUAUAUCCGUCCAUUCAUGAUGACAUAGCUAAUAGGAGUGCUUUGUGUAUGUUAUACAAAACUUCAACUUUAUAAGGUAAGAAACAUGUGGAUGUAUAGUCUGAACUCAUAUAAGUUCUAGGGUCAAUAUUCACUCUUCCUCUAUAUGCAUGAGAAACAAUAGGAUAUAUGCAAAUAUGUUUAAUAAUUGUGAUUGAUACAAUAGUUUCUUAACUAUAAUAUUACAAAUUAUUAUUUACUUUGUGCGUGUAGCCUAACUGUCAGCACCUUAGCUUUUGUAUACAAUGUUUGGUUAAUCCGUUACUUUAUUUAUAUUUUAGAGAAUGAGAUGGACAAAGAAUAAAUUUGUACUGUAUAUUUUACGUUUUAUAAGACAGUUGAAAAUUGUUUGUAUUAGUGAAUAAUUUGUGACAAACUGUGUUUAGAAAAAUGUAAAACUGUGAAACUGCAAUAAUAUAAAAGUAUUGAAGGGCCUACCAAGAAUAUAUUAUCCAUAGACUUUGAUUUUCAAUAUAAAAUGAUGAUACCUACUUAUUGAUCACUUUCUAAUAUGUAAUUUUAUGUAUUAGGCUACAUUGACAUGAAUUGAUAAUAUACCAAACUGUGAUGUAGGCCUAAGGCAUAAAUUUGUGUAAUAAUAGAUCUGCAUGUAAAUGUUUUUAAACUGUGUGAAUAUGAUAACUGUAAGUAUACUAAAAAUUGAAAUUUAAUACUUAUACAAAAACAAGAAUAAAAAAGCCUUCAAUAUAGGUCUAAGUUAUAAUAAUAUGUUAAUAUUAUUGUUUUCACUCAUAUUUCAAUGAGCAAGUUAAAGUAUUAUUUAAAAAUGCAAAAUUAUUAUCAGGUUACAUUACACAUUAAUUAUAGUUCAUCACUCUUGUUGGUUGUUUUCAUAGAAAAUCUUGGAUUUCACAAUGUUACCUACAGGAAAAUAUUGGUUUACAAAACUUUAUGCACUCAAACCUGUCAGCCAUCUGGUAAAAUACAUCAGGAACAAUCUGGUUAGUCUUGCUUUGAUUAGCCGAGCUGAGCACUGGCUAGUUCUGACUCGAUGAACAUACUCUUUGAUGUUAUGUGGGAAGUUACAGUUUAUAAUAUGUGUGUUAUCUUGAAUAUUGAUGCCUCAGGAAGUGUCAUCGGUUGCCAGAAUCCAGAUCUUAAGAUCAUACAAGGCUCUCUCCUGGUUACUUUGUUCCCUGUCUCCAUUACAUUGCAGAUUAUUAACUUCAAUGUCAGUUCGCUUGAAAUGUCUUUUGCCAGUGGUUUCUUCUCCACAUGCACAAUCACUUUGUCCUCUGGUGUCAUGUUGUGGAAGAAUUCCAUCAACCGGUUCUCCUUCUCCUGUGGGUCUUGGUGAUCUCGAUUGUCAUGGUGACUUUGGGUGGGAGCUUACACCUGGAUAGUGUUUUGCUUGUAGGUCUGGCUAAUUUCUUCACUUCUGAUGCGACUUUGAUAAGGUGAAGUUGGAGUGGUCAUGACAGUACGAUUGUUUGGUUGGAUAUGUAAUAAGUCUUUCAGAUCUAUAGUUCAAAUCCAUUUCUCCAAACAUGCAAUCCACUUCAUCCAGCACCAAGUACAUUACAGUAUUCGGAUUCAUUACAGUAGUCUGUAUAUGAGCUUUCAUCCUGAUAAGUGUUGGUCACAUCAAAUCCACUCCUUGCUUGAAACUGUUUUAGUGCUCUCUCCAGUUCCCUUCGCUGUAAAUACAAAUUUAUUUAUCCUUCUAUAAAAAUACCUGUUGGCCUCCGUUUGUAUCUGCUCGCGGUGGGAGCCAGGAUGAGUGUAUUGGGGCCGUUAAGAGCAAGGUAUUAGUCAAUGAAUAUUGUCAGUUCAGGUUAUGCAAUUCCUAUUAUAUCCUUUCUAUGUAUCUCACUCUGCAGGACAGGGCAUACCUGACACUGAAUGGGUGAAAUCUCGUUGAAAUUGUGGUAGUAAAUCAAUUCCAGUAUGUCUGGAUAGGUAACGAAAUAUGUGACUUGCUACAGUAUUCUUCUUUUCAGGCCUAAAACUGUUGAACCAUGUUUGACUUGUGGAUUCUCUUUCUAAAACUCCUUUACAAUAGGAGGACACCUACUCCACUUCAACUUCUGCCCUCCUUUGUAUUGUCUGUUUGGUUCAUCUCAGUCAAUAUCGGUAUAAUUCACCUAUUGCAUAUUGUAAAAAGGUGUUACUGUAGCCACUUACCCCUUUGGACCAGAGCCUCUAUAUGGUUGACCUGCAUCACUACCUCCCUUUAGCUACUACAACACUCAACAGCUUCUUCUUUGGUCUUGGUUUGGCUCAUGACCGAACCAUUCAAUGUCACCUGUCUGGUCGUAAGAAGCUGUUGUUCUUCUCAAUCUUAAUAUAUGUUUAGUUACUUUCAGUGUCUCUUAUCUUGAACAACUUUUGCCAAUCCUUCCAACAUUUGGUGAAUUUAUUGUCAUUCAUGUAGAACUGCUCUCAUCUCUUGUAACAUCAUCUCUUUAUCACCUUGAUCUUCUCAUAAUCUCUAACCAUCUUUUGUCCCCAUUUUCGUUUCCAUUUCCACAACCUUUCCGUUCUAACUAAUUCCCACCAGAAUCAUGAUAAUUUGUAUCCAAUUCCCAUUGACUCCAUGACAAUUCUGCCCUAGUUUCUUUUGCCUCUCCACAAACACAUUCUUAGAUCUCUCAUCUUGCCAGAGCGGAAAUUAACUUUCACGACUAGAAUCCAAUCCAUUGUCUGUCAUAAUGUCUUGAUGUUACUUUAUGACAUUAACAAUUGAUUCUGUUUAAAACAAUUGGUGACUCUAGUUAAUCACAAAAAAGUACAACAAAGAUCCAACAAACUAUUUUUCCAGACAAAGAAAAGUUUAAAAUAAACUAACUUAGCUUGUAUUCCUCUAUUUAUAUGAAAAAUGUUACUUCACACUUAAUUUAUUCCACAUUUUUUUGAAAUACUAAUAGAUAUGUUGUGUCUUGAAGCAUUGAAGCAAAGCUGUACACGUGCAAGUUUUGGGUACUGUUACUGCAAAACCAAGAUGUGCCAAUAUCACAUAAUAUUCAAGGAAAUAAAAUGUCCAUUCCCCAGAUGUAGAAAAAUUUACCAAAUUAGUCAUACAACUAGUUUAUACGAAAGUAAAAUCUAGCUAAAAACAAAGAAUAAUUUUCUUUAAAGGUUUAUCCUUGAAUAUUUAAACAAAAAAAAUAUAAAAUUUUAACAGAUUACUCUUUGUGUUUGUAAUUUUGUUCACAUUAAUUUAGCAUUACUAAUGAAAAUACAUAAACCAAAACAGGAAGUUAUUGUGGAGUAUCAAGAAUAUUUAGAAACAUAAUGAACAACAGUGAAUGCCCAUAUCACAUGCCAAAAGCAGAAUGCACAACACAAAAUGGUACACACCGUUUAGACCAAAAAUGUAGGUUGGCAGAAUAUAUUUAUUGGCUAACAGAAAAUCGGCUAAUAGGAAAGAUGCUCUAACUGAGUGUUUUUGUGAACUACCAAAUGAGAACUUGUAUGAUACAACAGACACUGGCUCACUAUGUAAUUUUGGAUAUUUGGAGCAAAGUCUACAGUGAUGAUGUAUCUCCAUAUGGCUUAUUACUACUAGUAACCAACAGUAUUCCAGAGCAGCUUGAAAUUAUUUUGUACAUUGUAGUUAUGUACAUUGCAACUAAAAUGAGGUUGACAGCACCAAUGUCAGUCAUUUUGAAAAUAAAUUUCUUUUGACUUUUUUUAACUUUUUCUUAAAUUAAAUACUUAUAAAUUGUAAAACAUUACUUUUAUACAUUUUGAGUACUGUCAUUUAGUACUUGUAAAAUAACAAAUUGAAUGUUACUUUAUGGAAGCAAUGCUUCAUGUAUUUCAGACUAUUUGAUUGCAACUAUUUUGUAUCACCCAAUCCUAGACUUUCAAGAGGAUUUUGGUAAGAUAAAUCGCUAUUUACCGUCUCCAUCAGAAAUAAUAAUUGUUCUUUUGAUAGAGUCAAAGCAAUCUUCAUUAUGUGGGUCUACAAUUUAACAUGAAGUUUUCUGCUACAAUGAGCACUUCUACUCCUUUGCUAUAAAAAUUCACAAACCACGGUUCCAAAUUGUUUAGGGGAAGUUUUUCUUUAUUCACCUUGGUACCCUUAAGCAUUUUACCUAUAAUAACUACCUUAUGUAACAAUGUGAUGUAAUUGUUAUCAGCUUUUACAAUGUCCAUGUACAUAUACAUGUAGUUAUCAACGAGUAUUUUAGUCUGCAAAGUUUUAUAGCUUUUAUUUUGGUAUGAAAUACGAGGAAAGUGGCUUAGAAAUCUAAUUUAUCUGAAUUUCUAAAAUUCUCCAAGCUUAGAUUCAUGUUCUCAUCACAGGAUUAGGCAUUAGAUUUAUGUUUUUAUUUGGUCACUCUAGGUCAUAUUCCUAAUAAUUUUUUCACUGAGCUUUCAAUUCAAUGGUCUAGGGAUUUUUAAGAAUGUUAUGUACUGCUUGGCCCAAUUAGUGAAAAGCAAAAAAUAAAUAAUAAUCUUUGGAAAUGCUUCUUACUCUACUGGUUCAUGAAACAUACUAGCCUCAGUGGUGUUUGCAAUUUUCUGGUUGCUUAUUUUAUCAUGUAUACAACCAUAUUGUGUGAUAAAACAUAGGUACUGAGCGUUAGAAAAUUUGUCAGCAUAAAUACUGUUCUUAAACAUAGCUCUUAUUAUGUAUCAUCUCCUCUAGGCUAUCUAAUACUGAGUCUUCUUCAAGCUCAUAAAGCACAGUGAUGUUUAUCUGUAUGAAUUGUUUUAACAUUAAGUGCGUUCCGAGCAGCUGUCUUUUUAAAAUCAUAUACAUGUGUUUUUACAAAUUUUAGACGUUUUGGAUGUAAUAUUUUGAAUGAAUGGAAAAAGUUAUAUCAUAACUUUCCACACAGUCUAAGAAUAGGAGUAUUUUUAAAUACUAUUUACAGUAAAUUAAUACAAUUAUAAAUUCCACUUUAUUUUAUAAAAAGAGUAAGAUGUUACCAAGAGUGAUGAAGUGUAACAAUAAUAAUAUGUAAUGUUGGAAUUGUACUAGAAUUGAAAUGAAUGAAUCAGAUUUAGAUUUAAGAAAUGACUGUAAAAUUGAACUUUAAUAAUAUUGUUAUUGCUUAAUGUUAAUGUGUUUCAUUAAAUGGACAGAUUUUUAUUAUUUCACCACCAAAGGUUUGUUGUAAAAUUAAAGUUUAAUACAAUUCUUAAA
Homalodisca vitripennis (glassy-winged sharpshooter) is the source of this 7501-nucleotide messenger RNA. Its product is annotated as BTB/POZ domain-containing protein 3-like. Bases 238 to 1584 code for a protein of 448 amino acids. The transcript is spliced from 5 exons. Gene Ontology annotation, molecular function: protein binding. Gene Ontology annotation, cellular component: cytosol; P-body. The record is from RefSeq and is a predicted model, not a curated record. Gene Ontology annotation, biological process: neurogenesis. Lineage: Eukaryota; Metazoa; Arthropoda; Insecta; Hemiptera; Cicadellidae.